UGCGGUGCCGGUCUACUCCAAUGGUUUCCUACGGUGUCUCUGGAACUUAUCCUUUGCAAGUCGCCGACUUGCGCAGGCUAUGGUCGGGGAUUAAAUGUUUUGGCUUAGAUGAGGUGAAUCAGGCCCUGAUCGACGAUCGAAAAGGAGUGGCACAUCCGUUAUAAAGGCAUGGCCCCCUACAGUAUCCUGCUCCGUUAUCCAUGUCGUUAUCACAUCAAACGACACUCCCAGUCGAAAUACUUGGCCAAAUCAUUGCAGAGGCAUGGGCAUUACCCCUUAACCCCCUUCAGCGACUCCAAAUGGCGACAUCGCCCCUCCUCGUCAGCAAAUCGUUCGCUUGGGAGUUCACUCGAGUAUUCUGCACCGACAUCCACAUCCUCACCCCCUCUCACCUUAACCACAUCCUCCGCUUCAUCUUGCCACGGCUAACCCUAGCCUUUCGGUCUACUGAUUCACCAUUCUCACCGUCAGAAUUUUGCCGGUCCAUCUCCUUUCUUCUCGAAGUUGAUCCCUACCGUGGCAACUCGUUACCUCACCCCGCGUGGAAUAAUAUCUGCUACAUCAUGCCACUGUUAUCAGAACACUUUCCCAACGCUCAACGGGUGUUGGUGAACUACCACAAUUGGUGGUGUAGUGACCCCGACUUCACGUAUCUCUGGCUACCCGAACAAGUAGCAGAGCUGAAUGUCGUAUUCACCUAUAGCCUUCCGUUCUGCAGAGCGCGGCUUAACGAAGAUACUGCCCUGGUUGAAGAUCCGUCCUUCGCUUUGCCCGGGGUUAAGAAGCUGACGGUUGUGGGCGGAAACCGGUCAUUCGUGAGCCAGCUGGUCAGUGCGUGUCAUCAUGCGAAAUCCGUCACGACCGAUACGUAUAAGAAGCCUAUUGUGCCGAUUGUUCAGGAGACGGUAGCGUCGAGGCCCAAAAAACAGUUGAAGUCCUAUAUAUAAGCCACAAUACCUCGUGUACGUUAUGUGCUACUUGAUAUAAUCAUCGAUCUCACCGGAUAAUCACAAAAUAGAACAAAUUUCCAGCUCUAAAUUGUAGAGGUAUGUUAAUCAAUCAUAAAGCACAGUAAGAAUAACUGACGCGGAGUUC
Molecule: messenger RNA, 1095 nt
Organism: Desarmillaria tabescens
Lineage: Eukaryota; Fungi; Basidiomycota; Agaricomycetes; Agaricales; Physalacriaceae
Exons: 1
Coding region: 201-947 (248 amino acids)
Source: RefSeq, a predicted model, not a curated record